This is a messenger RNA of Symbiodinium pilosum, 4158 nucleotides long. The record is from the annotation of a GenBank genome assembly. Lineage: Eukaryota; Dinophyceae; Suessiales; Symbiodiniaceae.
AUGGCAAGGCCUGUAAUUGAGCUGACAUCUUUUGAAGGCCGGUGGCGGCUGCUGAAUCCCCUCAACAUCCGUUUCUCGCAGCCUCGGAUCGCCCCACACUUUCGGGACGGUCACCUGAUCAAGGAGACGGUGACAGAGAUCUUCGAAGCGCCGCUGCAGGACCCAGCCUAUGCGGGAGUUGGCAGCGUCGAUGCGGCUGCGGGAGUUCCGCAGUACGAUGCGGUCCUGGUCCCGCCGUUUCCCGCGAUCAGGGUCAUCUCCUGGCUUCCGAAGCUGCGGCGGCCAGACGCCCAUUCGGCUGUAGUCCUACCGAAACGUCAUAUCCGGCCUCGCUUGGUGCCUCCAAGCAUGGCGCUUGCCUCCUUGCUUGUGCUGUUGGCCGGCACGCGGCACUUAGUGCUCGCGGACGAGGUCUCAGAGUACGAGGGGCAGCCCGCUUUCCUCGUGCAGUCCGACAGCGGAGGUGACUUCUGCGCAACGGACAAAAUUUGUCAGGAAAUCUGCGACACGGAUUUCAUGGUGUACCCGCUGGAUGAGAAGUGCAUGGACUACUGCCACGAGGACAUCCACUACAUUUGGGACGUUUUCGACAACUCCUGCGGGGAGGGCAUCAAAGACCAGCACAAGUUCUGUGCAGACCUUUGCUAUGACGGCUUCUACUGCGGGGAGGCAACAUGUGGCCCAUGUGAGUCCAAGUGUGUGCAGGAGUUCAGCUUGGUCCAGGAGAUCUUCGACUAUUGCGCGGACUGCGAUGCACCACCUCCUACAGCGACAGACGAUUAUGACAAGUGCUACAGCGAUGAUGCUGACAAAUGCUACGACAUGGAGUGCUGGUGCAAAGAGGUCUGCGACAUCGUCAAGUGCCCGCAUUGCGAAAAGCUCUGCUACAAGAACCAGGACAAAGUGCGGUCAGUCUUCGAUCGCUACUGCGACUGCGGCUUUUGUGAUGUGACACCGUCAUCCACAGAGGAUGCAGGCUUGCUGCAGGUCCGCAUGCUCACUGAGGCGACUGACUCAUGUGGCUGCCGAAGUGAACACCAGUACUGCUUCGACCUUUGCAAGGGUCUCGGUUACAGUGGGCCCGGGCUGGGACGAUGCACCGAAGACUGCUUUUCGAGCGGGAAGUUUGGGGAUCUCUUGGAGGAUUACUGCUAUGAAUGCCACGACGACCCGCACUACCCUGAUGAUGGCUAUCACAAGGGCGAGUACCACAAGGGUGACAAGACCACCAAGCCAAAUCAGGGGUACCAUUACAAGACGACCCAGCCGUGGUACAACUACAAGACAACUCAGCCGUGGUGGAACUACAAGACGACUCAGCCGUGGUGGCACUACAAGUACUACAAGACGACAAAGACCACGACAACCAGUCCGUCCCCCACGACGACCAAGGCAUACCACCCAACGAAGAAGGAGUGGUGGAAUUACAAGUACUACAAGACGACUCAGCCGUGGUGGAAUUACAAGUACUACAAUUACAAGACAACGAAGACCACGACCGCCAAGCCGAUGGAGGCUUCCACCACGACCAAGAAGCGUUACAAUCCCAAAAACUACUACCCGGCCCCUGGUCCUGCGUAUUACUGGAAGCCCAACUCGUGGCAGCACAAAGGAAAGCAAGCAAAGGCCAAGGCCUCGUACUGGGGGAAUUGGAAGUACUAUGUCGGUGAGUCCCCACAGGGAAUGGAGGAUGCGGAGCAGUAUGUCGGAGAGUCCACUGAGGGAAUGGAGGAUGCGGAGGAGAACUCCCCCGAGGACAUGCAGGAUGCGGAAGAGGAUGUCGGAGAGUCCCCUGAGGAAAUGGAGGAUGCAAAGCAGAACUCUGAACCAGAGGCAGAAAAGGCAGAGCGGGAUGCGAACGGAGAUCAGCUCCUCGGAAAGCGGGCUUGGUUUGCCUUGGACAACCGACGGCUUUACUCACUGCAGUGCGCAGCUGCAAAGCGAUUUCCGCGGCGCUGUUGUGUCGUAGUACGCUGCAUCGAGGACGUGCCGGGUGGGGAGAGCAUUCGGGAGCUUCGGAAGUUUCGAACCACCACAGAGGGCAGGUCCGUCGAUGUUGGCGUGAGGGCCGGAGAGUGCCGGCCAUUCAGUUGGAUACAGGCGGCACCCCCUGGCGCCCACAUGGGGCGAGCCAUGGAGGUGGAAGGCCUGUAUGCGGAGGAUUUGUUUGAUGCCCUACAGUGGGCCCCGCAGGCAGUCGCGGCCGCUGCCAUGAUUGGACAAAAGGAGGAGGACUGGGGAGAACGAAAGGAUGCAGAGUGCCGAAGGCGAAGCCGCAGCCGUCCUGAUCGUCCUGUGGCAACUGCUGGCCGGGGGCGAAGUCCCUAUUUCGAGAUGCCCAACCGUUGGAGCCGGGAGAAAGAGCCAAAAGAGGAAGAGUGGCCCAGGGCUACUGGCGAGGGUGCAAGACACAACCGGUGGAACCAGGAUCGAGACCGGGGUGCUCGCGAGACUCGUGAGCGAGACAUGCGAGACAACUCCUGGCAUGGCUCAGGCAGCCGUGAGUCCUCGCUGCAGCCGCUGCCGCGGCCGGGCUACGACUGGGACCAGCGGCUGGCCCAGCUGGAGGAUGACCCGCGUUACUUCCCAGGUGCGGAACUGGGAAAGGCGCAGAAGGCCGCGAUGGGCAUCAAAGGCAUGCACGGUCGCAACACGGCAUCCUUUGACCCACGCUCCACACUGGUGCGGCCAGCCAUGCGAGUAGUAUACGGCAGGAAGAGCCAUGAGUUCGGGGCCAGCACGAAGCCUGACGACGUAGUGGUCGUACCUGAGCUGAUCUGUGACACUGGCGACUUGGCGAUUCUGAACCGCCUGGUGAAAGAACUGCAGAAGCCAUCCGCUGAGGACUUGUCUGAGCCAAGCGAAGUGCCGACGAUUCGGAGCCUUGGGGCGCGCAUGUGCCAAUACUUCCAGGUCGAUCUGGACUCCGCAUCCUUCCGCGUGCGCUGGCACCGAGCAGAUGGCGGCAAAGCUCUGGAACUGGCGUCGCCGGGGUUCGGAAGGACGAAAGGUUCGGGAAGCUGCAUGCUCAACUUGUCCCUAGGUGCGACCUGCGAGCUGGCCUUCAAGCGUGCCAAGACGGGUGAGGUCCUGUAUUUCCCGCAAGCGAACGGCACGCUGAUGCUGAUGGGCCACGAAGUCGUCAACCGCUGGCUGCCAGGGGAGUCCAAGCGCCCAGACGGCACGCACAUCUCCAUCUCCGUCGCUGGCGUCAGCCGCCAGGCCGUCGAGGAGACCGCGCUGGCGGACACGGAGGGGCCUUGCAGAGACUUCCGAUUUGGGCGUUGCACCUACGGCGACAACUGCAAGUUCUCACACGACCAGGAGAAGCCCAACAUUUCGCGGGAGGAGGUUGUGCCGCUCUCCUGGCCCGAUCGGCCCAGCAUGCGCGUCAUUACCGUACCUGGCUCGCGGCGUUAUGCAGCCCCAGUGAAACACGACGACGUGAUCGUCGUCCCUGAGUUCUUCUGCAAGGAAGACGACUGGAACACCUACUACACCCUCAUCAAGGAGAUGCGUGAAAGCCAAGCCAAAGGUGAACGCAAGGCUGAGUGGAUUCCUUGGCAUGAGGGUGCCCAUCUUCUGAGUCAAAAUCCGACAGGCUCGGCAACAUACACCAAGGUCGUGGAGCGGAUGUGUGACUACUUCAAGGCAGCUGAGGGGAAUCGCGGCACGCGCUUCAACUGGUACAGGGACGGAUCUGACUGGAAGCCCUUCCAUCAUGACUCUGCUGCGUUCAACGAAGCACGCGCUGCGACCCAGAACUGCACUGUUGGUAUCUCCUUCGGAGCCUCACGGGAGUUGGCCUUCCGGCAUGCGAAGACCGGGGAGCUGAUCUACUUUCCGCAGAAGAAUGGCAUGCUCUUCUACUUCGGCCGCGAUGCGAAUAUCAUCUGGCAGCACGGCAUCAACGCUCUGCCGGAUCAGGAGCAGGACGGGAAGGGCCGGAUCUCCAUCAUCUGCUGGUGCAUGUGCCAGCUUGGCAUGGAAGAGAAGGGCUCGCCGGGUAUGCUAACUGAUGAGUCGCGGGGCACCUUCAGCAUGCAUGGGAAGGGCAAGGGCAAGGGGAAAGGAAAGGCGGUAGAUGGAGUCUGCCGAGACUACCAGAGGGGAUCCUGCUCCUACGGCGACAAGUGCAGGUUUUUGCACAGGGGCUAA